Molecule: messenger RNA, 1734 nt
Organism: Xenopus laevis (African clawed frog)
Lineage: Eukaryota; Metazoa; Chordata; Amphibia; Anura; Pipidae
Gene: poldip2.S
Product: polymerase (DNA-directed), delta interacting protein 2 S homeolog
Exons: 11
Coding region: 22-1170 (382 amino acids)
Biological process (GO): error-free translesion synthesis
Cellular component (GO): mitochondrion; mitochondrial matrix; nucleus
Molecular function (GO): DNA binding
Source: RefSeq, a predicted model, not a curated record
GCAUUAUGGGAAGAAGGUCAGAUGGUUCUUGAGACGCGUGCGUAUGACGUAGAGGUUCUUCACAAGAGUAUGGCGGCCUGUGUGGCGCGGAGGUGUUUAUCGGUUUUGGGCCGAUAUCGUCGCGGGGCGGUCCAAUCAAGCGUUGCCUUUGACGUGCGCCCGGCCGAGCGUGUUGCUCCGCGGUGUGUGUGUGUUUGCUGCGUGCAACAGAAGCGGACUCUCACUUCCCGACCCGAAGGUAAAGUUUUGGAACCCGUUGGAGUGUUUGAAGUGCCAAAGCAACAAGGGAAAUAUGAGACAGGCCAGCUGUUUCUUCACAGUGUGUUUGGCUAUAGAGGCAUCGUGCUGUUCCCAUGGCAGGCCAGACUGUAUGACAGAGAUGUUGCUUUCCCUGUCUCAGAAAAGGUAGACCCAUCAGCUGCUCAAGGCGCCAAAGAGGUUAAAGGCAAAACACACACAUACUAUCAAGUUCUCAUAGAUGCGAGAGACUGUCCUCAUAUAUCGCAGAGGUCACAAACUGAAGCUGUGACGUUCCUUGCAAAUCAUGAUGACAGUCGAGCACUAUAUGCAAUUCCAGGUUUAGACUAUGUGAGUCAUGAAGACAUCCUUCCAUACAACUCUACAGACCAGGUGCCCAUCCAGCACGAGCUGUUUGAAAGGUUUCUCAGUUAUGAUCAGACUAAAGUGCCACCCUUUCUUGCACGGGAAACAUUAUGCGCAUGGCAGGAGAAGAAUCACCCGUGGCUAGAGCUGUCUGAUGUGCACCGAGAGACCACAGAGAAUAUCAGAGUCACCGUCAUCCCUUUCUACAUGGGAAUGAGGGAGGCUCAGAAUUCUCACGUAUACUGGUGGCGGUACUGCAUUCGUUUGGAGAAUCUUGGUACUGAUGUAGUUCAACUGCGGGAAAGACACUGGAGAAUUUUUAGCCUAUCAGGAACUUUGGAAACUGUGAGGGGCCGUGGAGUCGUAGGCAGGGAACCAGUACUAUCUAAGGAGCAGCCAGCAUUUCAGUACAGCAGCCAUGUCUCUCUGCAGGCUUCCAGUGGUCAUAUGUGGGGUACAUUUCGUUGUGAAAGGCCUGAUGGCUCACACUUUGAUGUUCGAAUUCCUCCAUUUUCUUUGGAGAGCAAUAAGGAUGAGAAGACGCCCCCUUCUGGUCUCCAUUGGUAGUGCCGCAACAUAUGCCGCCUUCACUGGUCAGCACUUUGUAGAACUAUUACCCCCAAAAACCUGCUCUUAUAAGAAGAAAACUGUUUGUUUUAUUUGCUUUCCGGGAGCCAUCUUGUCUAGUGUCUGGGAAAAGACCUUCGUAUCAAGUUGUGUCUUCACAGGACAGAAGCUGCUGCAAUUAAGUAAUUCCCACAAUGAUGAGCCUUGUAAAAAUCACGUCGUUCUAAAGCCUUUUGGGAAUUUCAGUUUUAUUGAAUAAAGGAAUCGUGUUUCUUGGAGCCUGUUUGGGCUCUGACAUUAAUUUUUCUUAAAUGAUGUGAAGUAGAAAAGACAUUUGCUGUAGCAGUAAAGCAGUAAAGCACAGAUGGAACUCAGAGGGGUCAGUUCAGUGGAGGCACCAAAAAAAAAAAAAGAUUGUGAAGGUUUGGGUUAGUGGCAGGUGCUGGAUAGGGAAUGACUGACAUACGCAUUGCUGAGAGCAGUUACCUGGAAUGUUGAUACUAUUUAUUAGUAGGGUUUCAUUUGUCUUUUUUCUAUCAGUGAUUAAAGCAUAUUGGCCUUGUU